UAUAUACGAUUUUCCUGUUCUCAGAUAAUAAGACAUGGAGACAGGGCACCGGUGGAUACCUAUCCAAAUGAUCCUCAUAUCAACGGUAGUAUGGAGCCUAAUGGUUGGGGUCAGUUAACAAAUGAAGGAAGGAGGAACCAGUACGAUCAAGGAUUGUUCCUGCGAAAGCGUUACGAUAGCUUUCUAGGUCCGACGUAUCAUCCCGACAUAUUCUAUCUGCAGACUACCAGUGUGGAUCGUACGAAAAUGUCGGGUCUAUUGGAGGCCGCUGCUUUGUGGAAACCUAACAAGAAGCAGACAUUCAAAUCUGAUCUACCUUGGCAGCCAGUUACACUAUUUUACCAGGAACGUCAAGACGACACGCUUAUGUUAGUGUGGGACACGUGUCCGAGGUACACACAACUACGUUCUUCAGCGAAUGACUUGCCGGAGGUCUGCAAGAUGCACGAGGACAAUAAGCAAUUGUUCGCAGAGCUCUCGAACUUCACAGGCAUGCCGAUCACGACUGUUGAUGAUGUCAGCUCACUUUACGCCACAUUAUCAGCUGAGGAACACAUGAAUUUGACAUUGCCAGAGUGGACGAAGAACUAUUAUCCCGAUAAACUAAUACCUUUGACCUUGUUUGAGUUGAAGCUUAACACGUACAGUGACGAAUUCCGCAGAUUGAAGGGUGGUCCUAUGCUGAAGAAAAUCACCGAUGAAAUGCUGAUGAAAAAGAAAUUAGGAACUCUACAGCCUGAAAAAAGGAAAAUGUUUAUGUAUAUUGGUCACGAUAGCACUAUUGUCACUCUGCUGGACACGAUGCACAUUUGGUACAAUCAAAUGCCCUACUAUAACAUCAUGACAAUGAUAGAACUGCAUGAGGAUGAAGGCAAAUGGAAUGUUCAGGCAAGUAUUAAUUUUCUACAAGCAUUUGAUUUCGGUCAGGAAUUUUAA
Wasmannia auropunctata (little fire ant) is the source of this 936-nucleotide messenger RNA. RefSeq names its product venom acid phosphatase Acph-1-like. The transcript has 4 exons. The annotation marks the transcript as partial. Gene Ontology annotation, molecular function: phosphatase activity. Gene Ontology annotation, biological process: dephosphorylation. NCBI's taxonomy places the organism in Eukaryota, Metazoa, Arthropoda, Insecta, Hymenoptera, Formicidae. The record is from RefSeq and is a predicted model, not a curated record.